Molecule: messenger RNA, 3028 nt
Organism: Dreissena polymorpha
Lineage: Eukaryota; Metazoa; Mollusca; Bivalvia; Myida; Dreissenidae
Product: galactocerebrosidase-like
Exons: 19
Coding region: 221-2434 (737 amino acids)
Biological process (GO): galactosylceramide catabolic process
Cellular component (GO): lysosome
Molecular function (GO): galactosylceramidase activity
Source: RefSeq, a predicted model, not a curated record
UUCGUUGCAUUCAUGUAUGGUGAGGAACGAACGACAACUCUGCAAGGAGAAUGGUGUAAUCUAUGUCUCUAACUAUAAGGAGAGUCCAUAAACAUUAUUUGAAAUUAUCACACACCGUUUUUACGUGCGACCAUCUUGUCCUUAAACAAAAACAAUAACAACGAACAACUUCAUAGAUCUAGUCUGCAAACUUUUGCCAAGUUGGUGUUUGCUUAUUAAAAUGUCAUCAGUUAUAGCAAAUCUAUUUCUCUGCAUCGUAGGAUUUGUUAAUGUUUUAAAUGCCUCCACUGUUUAUAAAGUUGUUCCAACACGAAAUGAAGCUGGAAGGUUCAAUGGCAUCGGUGGGCUGAGCGGAGGUGGGAAAGACGCUUAUGUAGUUAAAACAGAUAAUCUCGAGAGAAAAUUUUUAGGAAUUGGCGGCCUUAGUGCUGGAGCAACAUCCAAACUGUUGAUGAAUUAUCCAGAGGAACAAAGAAAUCAAAUUCUCGAUUAUCUUUUUAAGCCAGGGUUUGGAGCAUCCCUUCAGAUGUUAAAGGUGGAGAUAGGAGGAGAUGCACAAAGCACAGAUGGUACAGAAGCAUCUCACAUGCACUACCCCUGGGACGAGAAUUAUCAGAGAGGCUAUGAGUGGUGGCUCAUGGUAGAGGCAAAGAAGAGAAAUAGUGACAUCUUGCUUUAUUGUCUCCCCUGGGCAUUCCCAGCCUGGGUUGGGGCCGGAAAGAGGGACCCCUACAAUGACCCUGAACUGACGGCCUCCUACGUUGUUAAGUUUAUCCAGGGGGCCAGAAAAUACUACAAUCUCACCAUGGACUAUGUAGGGAUAUGGAAUGAGCGGCCAUACAGUUCAAAAUAUAUAAAGACGCUGAGUCAAAUGUUGGAUGAGGCUGGUCUGGACCGGGCCCCAAAGAUCGUGGCAUCAGACGAUGGCUGGGAACCAAUAGCGUCAGACAUCCUGGCAGACGAGGAACUCGCAAAGGCUGUUGACAUUAUUGGAGUGCACUACCCUGGAACUACAACCACUCAAAAGGCCAUCGACACAGGCAAGCCCCUGUGGUCCUCGGAAGACUACAGUUCCUUCAAUGAUAACGUGGGGGCUGGCUGCUGGGCGAGGAUACUGAACCAGAACUAUGUCAACGGCUACAUGACAAGCACAAUAUCCUGGAACCUCAUAGCCAGCUAUUAUGAGGACCUUCCAUAUGCUCGGGAUGGACUUAUGACAGCAGACAGUCCAUGGAGUGGCUACUAUAGAGUGGAUGCACCCAUAUGGAUCACAGCCCAUACAACCCAGUUUGCGUGGCCAGGAUGGUACUACGCACCCCAGGGGUUGGGAUCGUCACUUCUAAAGGACGGAGGCAGCAUGGUGUCACUGGUCAGCUGGGACAGUUUCCAGUUAACUAUCGUCAUAGAAACCAUGAGUCGCAACCAUUCCGUGUGUAUCCGCCCAUACCUGCCAGAGUAUGAUGUCAGGCCCCAAAACAUCUCCAUUCAGCUGCAAGGACACUUUGCACAAUUGACGAGCAUGUUUGUUCACUACAGCAAACUUGGUUUUGAUGGCGAGGACUCCAUACUGUUCAAAGACAUGGGAACCAUACCAGUUGUAAAUGGAACAAUCCAUCUAAGUCUGGGUGUAGAUGAGAUGUACACGUUGAAUACCAUCGGGGGUGGCCGUAAGGGCAAUAGCAGCAAUAUUCCACCGCAAAAACCCUUCCCACUGCCAUACAUGGAUGACUUUGAAUCGUAUCAAGAGUUCAUGGAGCCAUUUAACCUUGCCCAGCAAGUUGGAGCCUUUGAGAUCAUAAAAACAACCAGUUCUCAUGGUAACGUUGCACGCCAGAUGGUUUUGGAAGCGCCCAUAUUUUGGUGCGAGAAAGAAACGAGUCCUUUUAACAUCAUCGGAAACACAAGCUGGUCUAACAUAUACGUAGAACUAGACGUCUACAUUGGUACAGUUAAUGCUACGUCAGGAGCCUAUGUAGCGGCCAGAGUCAACAAGGGCGGUUGUGAGUCGUUUUCUGCCGAGGGCGUUUUCUUCUUCAUCUUUCCUGGACAGGGAAUCGUUGUCACUGGAGACCUAGCCAGAACCAAUGAAUUAUACAAGCAGGAUAUGAACAUUUCCACCAACACCUGGUACAAGAUGGAGCUACUGGUUAAGGAUGGUCAAGUGAUUUGUUUACUGAAUAGUAAACUUGUGGUCAGAAUCGGUGCACCGGUCAGUCCCGCUCCGCAAAACGGCGUUGUUGCCUUGGGAACAGCAGACUUCGGUCUUGCAGACUUUGACAACCUCAAGAUUGCUGACAGUACAGAAAGAAGUCAAGUGGUGAAGGGAAGAUUUACUGCUGAUGAGGUCUUUUACGAUGAGAAGUUUAAAGAUGUAAAAGACAAGCUUGAAGAUACCCUGUACUUUAAGUCUCAGAGAUUUAAUACUGUAAAAUAAUUAUUGUUGUUGGGAAAAUAUGUUAAAAAAAAUUAUUUCAUGGAUUGACCAAUUCACAAAUCAAAAAUAAGCACUUCAAAAAAUGACCAACUCAAGUUAUUUAUGCUGCAAAAAAUUAUAACAUUCAUUGUAAGCAUACUUACCAUAAUUAUUUAAGACAUUCCAAUUUUGUGCAAUUUUAUUAGCGAGGCUGUUUUCGGAGAAAACCCGAGCUAUUGUCAUAGCCGGCUCGCCGUCCGUCGUCUGCCGUCCGCUGUAGGCGUCGUGCUAAAACUUUAACAUUGCCCAUAACUUUUUAAAUAUUGAAGAUAGAACCUUGAUAUUUGUCAUGCAUGUGUAUCUUAUGGAGCUGCAGAUUUUGAGUGGUAAAAUUUCAAGGUGAACAUCAUCCUUCAAGGUCUAGGGUCGAAAGAACAAAGUCAAGGGAAGUAAUAAGCUUUAAAUGGACAUAGUUAUCUGACCUGCCCACGUAUAUAUUUUUGUUAAAUAAAUCAAAGCGGCGCAGUAGGCAGCAUUGUGUUUCUGACAAACAUUUUGUGGUAAAAGGUCAAGGUCAUCCUUUACGGUCUACGGUAAAAAAUACAAAUUUAAGAG